Ostreococcus lucimarinus CCE9901 is the source of this 348-nucleotide messenger RNA. RefSeq lists its product with no specific name. The record is from RefSeq and is a predicted model, not a curated record. Lineage: Eukaryota; Viridiplantae; Chlorophyta; Mamiellophyceae; Mamiellales; Bathycoccaceae. The transcript is spliced from 2 exons. Bases 1 to 348 code for a protein of 115 amino acids.
AUGGGCGGCGGCGGCGGUUUCGCGGACUCGAGGCUUCGCGACGACGGCGACGAGGCGUUCUUUCGCGCGUAUUUCGGCUCGCGGGAGGGUGGUGGAGACCGCGCGCGGGUGGAUGCGAAUGGGUUCUACGCGCGCGCCGGGUGCGAGCACUGCGAGGCGCUCGGGUUGAAGUCGAGCGAGUUCGUCACGCCCGAGGCGUUGAAGACGGCGCUUCGCGAGCAGGCUUUGAAAUGGCAUCCGGAUAGACACGACGACGAAAAGAAACCGAUCGCGGAAGCGAGGUUUAAGCGCGUGUACGAUGCGUACGAGUAUUUAGCCGAGCGCGCGGGCGCGCGAUCGUCGGAGUAG